Molecule: messenger RNA, 825 nt
Organism: Aspergillus affinis
Lineage: Eukaryota; Fungi; Ascomycota; Eurotiomycetes; Eurotiales; Aspergillaceae
Exons: 1
Coding region: 1-825 (274 amino acids)
Source: RefSeq, a predicted model, not a curated record
AUGCAAUUACUGCCAGCCAUCCUGCUCCUUGUCAGCCCUCUGGCACUAGGAUUAACGCCACUUUCCUUCCUGCAAUCACUGGGAUCGAAUAGUUUUCUAGCACAGGACAACACCCAGAAAGUCCUGAACACUGAAAGCCAGACCCCGAAACCCUCCUGGGGGCGUCACACUCUCCCGACCUGGUACACAUCCACCAUUCUAGCACGGCGUCUCCUGCACAAGUCCACCGUCGGCCGUAUCUCCACCACUUUCCCAGCAUCCAUCAUCCCUGACCCAGUCCACCACUACAAUCCGCCAGAAAUGGUUUCGGGGCUCCCUAUCAGCCUGCCGGAAUACUUUGCCUCGUGCCACCCGGAUGGUAACCCAACCAUCCUAGGCCUCCACCUCGGCACUACUUUCAAAAACGCUGCCUUCGGGUCCAACGUCUCCCUCUCCGUCGACUGGUGGGACCACAUCGCUUCUGGCACGGAUAUCACUCUCCGAGACCUAUCGAACAGUCGCAUGGCGCUACCGCGCGCCGUGCUGAUGGGGUACCUGGAACCGUACCCAACCGCGGACCCCGAGACGAGAGUGGGUCUGGAACGGUGUUUUCUGAACGCUCAUCCGGACGCGAGGGCUUGGCUGCCCGGUCGGGAGGGCGCGGCGCAUGCAGGAUUCUGGGCCAGGUUGGUCGUUCGCCAGGUGUUCUGGGUGGGGGGGUUUGGCGAUAGGGCGUUGAUUGGGUGGGUGAAUAUGACCGAGUGGGAGGGGAUCCGGGAGAAUGGCAGUGAGAGUGGCGUUGGUGAUGGCAGGGGGUGGGGGGAUGUGUUGCUACCUGGAGAGUGA